AUAGAAUAACUGCGUGAGGAGCCAGCCUAUGUGUGCAGCCACAACUUGCGCUGGAUUUAAAAGCAUCCUCAGCAAACCCUCAAGUGGGAAAGAAGGGACUGUCAGACUGACAUUUCAGGAGAGCCAGGGGGAAAAUAACGACAGGUCCUCGUGGGCAGCUUUCUGGAAAACCCUUUUAUGGGAAGAUUCAAAGAGGGUCACAUACAAACGAACAUCUGAAUCAACAUUUGGAACAAUGUAUAAUUCUGUAUGUUUCUUCGUCCUGUCAUGGGUGUUUGCUGUACUUUUGUUCCCAGGAGUUCCGGCCAGGAGCGGCGACUCGCUGCUGAAGGACAACAUCACCGUCAGACAAGGAGACAGCGCCGUGCUCAAGUGCAAUGUGGACAGCAAGGUAACGCGAGUGGCGUGGCUCAACCGCACCACCAUUCUGUUUGCAGGCCAUGAGAAGUGGUCCCUGGACCCCCGCGUGGUGCUGAUGGAGAACACAGCAGUAACAGAGUACAGCAUCAAGAUCCAGAACGUCGACGUCUACGAUGAGGGGCCCUACGUCUGCUCCAUUCUCACAAACAAGAAGCCAAAAUCCACAAAAGUGCAUCUCAUCGUUCAAGUACCUGCAAGAGUCAGUAACAUAUCGACAGACGUCACGGUGAACGAGGGCAGCAGCGUCAGCCUCAUGUGCUUGGCGGUGGGUCGACCUGAACCGAAUAUCAUCUGGAAGCAGCACUCAGCAAGAGGCGUGCGUAAGUUCCUCAGCGAGGGGGAGCACCUGGAGUUGAAAGCCAUCACCAAAGAGCAGUCAGGGUUGUACGAAUGCAUUGCCUCCAACGACAUCUCAGCUCCUGACGCCAGGGCCGUGCAAGUCACCGUCAACUAUCCUCCAUUUAUUUCAAAAGCGAGAGGUACAGGUACUCCAGUUGGACAAAGAGGGGUUCUCCAGUGCGAGGCAUCUGCUGUCCCAAGAGCGGAUUUCGAGUGGUACAAAGACGACCGCAGGCUCUUCAACGGACUGAAUGGAGUGAAGAUUGAGAAUCAGGGUAAACAGUCCAUGCUCGUCUUUUUCAAUGUCUCGGAAGAAGACUACGGAAACUACACCUGUGUGGCUAUGAAUGCCAUGGGAAACACCAAUGCCAGCAUAAUCCUUUAUGGUCCAGGUGCGAUGCAUGAUGUCAAUCAGGCAUCUCUAUUGCCCCGUUGCUCUUGUUGCCUCCUGCUGACUGUAACCGUAUCAUGCCUGCUCAAGUUCUGAUGUGAAAUGUGACCACCUUCAAGCUUCUCUCAGCAUUGAACAGCAACAACAGACUAUUAGUCCGAUAAGAAGAAGGGAAAUGGAGGAUGCCAGUGGUUCACCUUUUUUUCUUUUUUUUUCCCUUUUUUUUUUUUUUUAAUUUCUUUCUGGCUUUAAGCUGGGGUAUGUGCUCCGUUCGCCAAGAGGUGAAAUGAGUCCAAGUGGGGAGGGGAGAAAAUUGAAUCAUGCACUAAUUGAUGAUUGAUGGUAGA
Molecule: messenger RNA, 1497 nt
Organism: Lampris incognitus (smalleye Pacific opah)
Lineage: Eukaryota; Metazoa; Chordata; Actinopteri; Lampriformes; Lampridae
Gene: opcml
Product: opioid binding protein/cell adhesion molecule-like
Exons: 8
Coding region: 29-1246 (405 amino acids)
Cellular component (GO): neuron projection
Source: RefSeq, a predicted model, not a curated record